This is a messenger RNA of Elgaria multicarinata webbii, 1415 nucleotides long. RefSeq names its product coiled-coil domain containing 24 (gene CCDC24). Bases 12 to 1310 code for a protein of 432 amino acids. The transcript has 8 exons. The record is from RefSeq and is a predicted model, not a curated record. Lineage: Eukaryota; Metazoa; Chordata; Lepidosauria; Squamata; Anguidae.
UGAUCUGGGAAAUGGCUGUGGGAGUAACAUGCCAUGUGCUGCUCGCUGGGUCCCCUGUACUGUGUGGACUUCCCAUUUCCUGCCUCACUCCCACCUUCUCUCUUUCUCCUUUAGAGGAUCAGGCCUUUAUGCUGGAACUGGACAGUGUCCCCAUGUUGCCCUUGCCUGGUGCAUCUGGGGAGCCCUUGCAGCCAGUGCCGUCACUCUGGAGGAUGGUAGAAGAACAACUGGCACCCAGUGAGAGGCUCGAGGUGAAGGCUAUCUUGGGUGACGAUGCUGUGGAACGGAACUUGGAGCUUCACGCUGAGGUGCAGACGCUGUUGGAAUUCUAUCGGGAACUGCAGUCGGGCCACCUUAGUCCGGAGCAGAGCCCUGGGCAAGCAGCUGACAGCUGGGCCUUGCUGGCUGCUCCUCCCCACCUCAAGGAGCUGGUGCGGGAGGAGAUCCGCCUUCUUCUGAUUGGCCUGCAGCAAAAGGCAUUGCAGGAGGGCAGGGACCAAGAUUGUGCCAUUGCUAAAUACAGCCCACACGUGGUCACCUUCGCUUUAAAGGCAAAUGUUGGCAAUAGCCGGCCAUCUGGGAGCAAAGCCUUCAUCAGGCCACUGUCCUCCAGAGCUGCUAAUGACUUGGGACCCUUCUGUAAUAAACUGAAUAUUGCCCAUAUUGGUGAGGUAUCCUCUCGGCUUCGGACCCUCUUAGAGGAGGAGUGCCAUGCUCUGGAGAGAUACAUCCCUUAUUUACAGAGCCAUCUGGAGGAGGUGCAUUGGCAGGCCACAGAGCUGCCACAGGCAACACAUGAGCCCACCAUGGCUGAACUACAAGAAGAGAAGCGUGCUAUGGAGCGGGAUUUGAAGCUGAGCCAGCCCAAGCCAUGCCCUAGUCCUUCCCUGAUGGCAAAGCAGCUUGGGAAUAGUAGCUACCAGCCCAGUUGUCUGAGAGGCUCUGCCAUGGGGCCAAACUUUGUGGAGAUCAGUCCUGCUCCGAAUGUGGCUCCUUCGCCAACUCCCAGAGAUCAGACUUCUCCUUUAUGCCAUCAGAUGCCACUCUGGAGGGGCCAUGCAGCAAAAGGCCCGUUGGGACGGAUGCAUCAAGAUGGUGAGGACUCCAACCACGCAAGGAAGGACAGUGGCACUCAGCUGCCCAGGCCUGUGGUUCCGACACCUCCUAAGGGAGACAGGAUUGCUUUGGCUUGCAGGACAACAGUGCCAGGCUUGAACUCUGCCUUCCACCCCAUGCCGCCUCCAGAACCAUGCCCAAUGCCCCGCUUUUGCCCCCACACUAGGCUCCUGCGAUGUCAAGGGCCCAGCUAGGGCGGGGAGACCUUCCAGUUCCCUUUGUCACCUCAUUUUCUGCUCCCAUCUUGCAGCGUCUCCUGUGCUUAUGCUGGGCUUAGUGGCUGCUGCUGCUUUUGCCCA